UUUACAUGGUAUUCAGAGUCAUUCUCCUCUACAACACAUCUCUCUCGCGCCGCCAUGUCGUCCUCGAGCUCCACCGCUGCCGCACCUUCCGUCCUCAUUCCCAUCGCUGAAAAACUCCACCGCUCCAACUUCAACGUCUAGCGCGCGCAAGCCCUAGCCACCAUCCGUGGCGCCCAGCUGGUUGCCUACCUCGAUCCAGAGAGAGAACUACCGGCGCCAAAGCUCUCUGACAAGGAUGGCAAGCCCACAGAUACACGCCAAUCCGACGUAUGAGAUCGACAGGGCUCGAGACUCUCAGGUUUUGAGUUUCCUUUUUAAUUCCAUCUCACCUCCUGUGAUGGUUCAGAUCGCAAAUGGCAUCACGGUGUCAGCAGCAUGGACUGCAAUCACCGAGAUGUUCAUCUCCGAGACGCAGGCGGCCAUCGUCAACACGAGGAUCGCCCUCUCCACCACCAAGAAGGGGACUUCCACCAUCGCCGAGUAUCUUGGCCGCAUGAAGGCCCUUGGUGAUGAGAUGGCUGCCAUCGGCAAGCCACUCACCGACGACGACAUGGUGUCGUACAUCCUCGCCGGCCUUGACUUCGACUACAUGUCGUUUGUCUCCUCGGUCUGCGCCAGGACUGUCCCCAUCAAGCCAAACGAGCUCUACUCCCAGCUGAUCAGCUUCAAGAGCCGCCUAGUAUGUUCGAGGGGAACUCAUCUUCACACUCCUCCGCCAACGCUGCCUCUCGCGGCCGUGGUGGCUUUCCUCGUGGCGGCGGCCGCGGCAGGAACGGCAGAGGUCGUGGUCACGGUGGUGGCCGCGGCAAUGGAGGCAAUGGUGGCGGCCGUGGAAACGGCCACAGUGGCCGCGACAAUGGAGGUGGCGGCCGUGACGAGAUCCCGGAAGCCUUCUGUCAGAUCUGCAAGAAGCCAAAUCACACUGCCCUCGAGUGCUAUCGUCGCUUCGACAUCGCCUUCACCAAGGAGAAAAGCGCAAGCGUAGUGUCCAACUCCUCCUACGGUGUUGACACGAACUGAUUGACACCGGCGUCACCGACCACAUCACCAGCGAGCUGGACAAGCUCACCAUGAGGGACAACGGCCAUGACCAAGUGAACAUGCCCAACGGGUCAGGACAAGGCAACGAGGAACACCCUCCUCCACGGCAGGUGUAGAUCCGGUCUCUACCCUCUAUCAUCAGCUUCCUUAAGCCCGGGCAGGCAAGCUUUUGGCGCCACCAAGAUAUCGCCGUCAAGGUGGCACAAUCGACUAGGUCAUCCGUCUUCGCAAAUCGUUCAGCAUGUUCUUAGGCAAAACAAAAUUUCCUUUUCUAGUCAUGAGUUGAAUAAAGAAGGAGUGUGUGAUGCAUGCCAAAAAGGCAAAAGUCACCAACUCCCCUAUCCAAAUUCUAGUGCACUUCGAAUGCUCCUUUAGAGCUCAUUUUUUCCGAUGUAUGGGGGACUGCCUGUGAUUCUAUCAAUAAAAAGAACUAUU
This is a messenger RNA of Triticum aestivum (bread wheat), 1476 nucleotides long. RefSeq lists its product as uncharacterized. The transcript has 2 exons. Bases 236 to 985 code for a protein of 249 amino acids. The record is from RefSeq and is a predicted model, not a curated record. Lineage: Eukaryota; Viridiplantae; Streptophyta; Magnoliopsida; Poales; Poaceae.